AUGGAGGAAACUAACGAAGUAGUUUUAGAAGAGCAAUUUAUCCUGCGACUACCAUCGGAAGAAGCCCAAAAGGUCCGCGAAAUCCUGCACACCAAACCCGAGAAACUGAAAAAGGUCAUGAAAAUCGACUUGGACUUGAACGACAACCAAGUAACGGUGAACUUCGGAAAGAACCGGCUUUCCGGUCGUUUGCGAAAACUACCGACCAUUAUCGAAUCGUACAAAACGAACAUUUGCAAUAAUAAAUCCUUGUUGUUCAAAACGGCCGAUAUUUGUCACAUAGCCGACUGCGGUUAUGGCGAUAUCGACGAUGAGACCGCCGAAAAAGCGGAAACCAUUCACGGCCUUUGCCCCUCGUUGAAAAACGUAAAGAAAAAGCGAUUCAGGAAGACCCUGUUCAAUAAAGACUUCGCCGUGGAAGCGGAGAAAAUUUCGAAAGAGCUUUAUUACCUGCUCAGCACAGACCUUGAAGCUGUCAGCAGUAAAUUCGAGAUAAUCUACGAAGAAGACCCCAACAAGAAGCAACAUAAGCAAUUUGAAAAUUCUCUGUUUGGGCAAUUUUCGAGUGAUUCGUCAGAGAGCGAGAAUUCAAACUACUGUUGA
Phyllotreta striolata is the source of this 603-nucleotide messenger RNA. The record is from the annotation of a GenBank genome assembly. Lineage: Eukaryota; Metazoa; Arthropoda; Insecta; Coleoptera; Chrysomelidae.